Molecule: messenger RNA, 342 nt
Organism: Chenopodium quinoa (quinoa)
Lineage: Eukaryota; Viridiplantae; Streptophyta; Magnoliopsida; Caryophyllales; Amaranthaceae
Product: nucleolin-like
Exons: 2
Coding region: 1-342 (113 amino acids)
Source: RefSeq, a predicted model, not a curated record
AUGGAUGAUGAUGAUGAAGACGAUGACGAUGACGAUGGCUUUGUGAUCUCAAGCGAUGAAGACGAUGAAUCUAGUAUCGGCUCUAGUGAUAGUGACGAUGAUGAUGACAUCGAUGUAGUCAUGGUGGGUGGAAAAAGUGGGCAGUCGUCGAAGAAAGCAAAGGGGAAAGAGAAAGAGACCGCGCGCGCCCUGUUCACUGACGACCAGGAUGAGGAGAUGUUCGAUGCUGAUGAUCAGACGUCCCCAUCCACUCCUGUAGAAGAUGGGCCACGGGAUGAGUCAGAGGACGAGCCACAGGAUGAGUCACAGCUCCCGUUUUUUGACCCUACUACGCUGUGGUAA